This is a messenger RNA of Ipomoea nil (Japanese morning glory), 2008 nucleotides long. RefSeq names its product protein NRT1/ PTR FAMILY 2.13-like. Bases 28 to 1911 code for a protein of 627 amino acids. NCBI's taxonomy places the organism in Eukaryota, Viridiplantae, Streptophyta, Magnoliopsida, Solanales, Convolvulaceae. Gene Ontology annotation, molecular function: transmembrane transporter activity. The transcript is spliced from 5 exons. Gene Ontology annotation, biological process: transmembrane transport; oligopeptide transport. Gene Ontology annotation, cellular component: plasma membrane. The record is from RefSeq and is a predicted model, not a curated record.
UGGGGUCAUUUAUUAGCACUUUCAACAAUGGAGGGGGAAAAUCUUCAGCAAAACAGAAGCCCUUCCUGGCCUCCUCGGAGUACUUAUAAGAGCUUGCCACUCUCUUCUCCGCGCUCAUCGCCGCCGCCGCCGCCGCCUGAAAAUGGACGCCACGGCGAGGCUUCGCCGGCCGCGAAAGCUGCGGCGACCACCACCCAACGAAAGCCUGGCGGAUGGAGAGCCAUGCCUUACGUCUUAGGAAAUGAGACAUUUGAGAGGCUAGCAUCAGUGGGGUUACUAGCAAACUUCUCAAUUUUCUUGUUGACAGUGUAUCACUUGGACCUAGUUGAAGCUGCAAAUAUGAUGGGCAUAUGGACAGGAGUCACAAGUUUCAUCCCCCUGUUGGGUGCCUUCAUUUCCGAUUCUUACCUGGGCAGGUUUUGGACCAUCGCCGUCUCCUCCAUAUUCGAAAUCUUGGGAAUGCUGAUAUUUACCAUAAUAGCCCUGGUUCCAAGCCUCCGUCCACCGGCGUGCAACACAACCCAACCGCAGGGCUGCAAAGGCCCGACAAAUUCACAGAUGGGUUAUCUGUUCCUGGCUCUGGGCUUCCUCGCCAUCGGCAGCGGCGGAAUCCGGCCGUGCAGCAUCCCCUUCGGCGUGGACCAGUUCGACGCCACGACAGAGGAAGGCCGGAAGGGGAUCACCAGCUUCUUCAACUGGUACUACACUUCUUUGAUGGUGGUGCUCAUCUUCUCCAUGACAGUCGUGGUGUAUAUCCAAGACUCCGUGAGCUGGGCGCUGGGGUUCGGCAUCCCCACGGGGCUCAUGCUCCUCUCCAUCGUGCUGUUCUUUCUCGGCAGGCGCGUCUACGUUUACGUUAAGCCGCAGGGGAGCGUCUUCUCCGGCGUUGCUCAGGUGUUCGUAGCGGCGUUCAACAAAAGGAAAGUUAAGCUCCCAGAUGAUACCAGUAGCUAUUAUGAUCCUCCGGUUACAUCCCUCGCCGGGAAAAAGCUUCCCCUCACCAAGGAUUGCAGGUUUUUAAACAAAGCAGCGGUGAUAACAGAAGGAGAUUUGAAGGCAGAUGGAACACCUGAUAGCAACUGGAAUCUAGUAAGCAUCCAUCAAAUGGAAGAAGUGAAAUGCCUAGUGAGAAUCAUCCCAAUCUGGGCAGCCGGAAUCGUAUGCUUAAUCGCCGUAACUCAACAGGGCACCUUCACAGUGUCACAGGCUCUAAAAAUGGACCGCCAUCUCGGCCCCAACUUCCAAAUCCCCUCCGGUUCCCUCUUCGUCAUCUCCAUGAUCACCAUCGCGCUAUGGAUCCCCGUGUACGACCGCCUCCUCGUGCCGCUCAUCCGAAAGAGGACCAAAAUCGAGGGCGGGAUAACAAUGCUCCAAAGAAUCGGGAUCGGACUCGUGUUCUCUAUCAUAGGUAUGAUCGUGUCGGCACUAGUGGAGAGGAAGCGGCGGGCCGCCGCCGUGUCGCAUGGCGGCGCCGACGGUGUCGCCCCCAUCACCGUCAUGUGGCUCGCCCCGCAGCUGAUCGUCAUGGGAUUCGCCGAGGCGUUCAACAUCAUCGGCCAGAUUGAGUUCUUCAACAAGGAGUUCCCGGACAGCAUGACCAGCGUGGCCAACUCCCUCUACUCCAUAACCUCCGCCGGCGCCAGUUACCUGAGCGUGGUGUUAGUGAACGUGGUGCACAAAACCACCGCUCACGGCGGCCGGCCCGAUUGGUUGACCAAAAACGUCAACGCCGGAAAACUGGAGAAUUACUACUUGGUGAUUGCGGGUUUGGGAGUGGUGAAUUUGGGAUAUUUUGUGUACGUUUCUCGGGGCUAUCAUUACAAGAGCAGAGUGAGAAUUGAGGAGGACGAUAAUCAAAAGCCAUUCAUUAAUGAUAUUGAGCUUAACAGGAAUGUGAAUAGUAAAGAAUAAAAGUGUAAAAUCACUUCCGAUGUGGAGUGGUACUGUAGUAGUAGUAAAGGGUGAAAGUGUAAAAUAAUUUAAGACAUUAGCAUAUCCUAUUAUCUAU